Closterium sp. Yama58-4 is the source of this 2601-nucleotide messenger RNA. NCBI's taxonomy places the organism in Eukaryota, Viridiplantae, Streptophyta, Zygnematophyceae, Desmidiales, Closteriaceae. The record is from the annotation of a GenBank genome assembly.
AUGUCUCUCAUCUCUUCUUCGUCCAUGCUUCCACAUCGCUCCACGGAAUCUACAGCCAUGUCGAUCUCAGAAGAUAUAGCGGCGUCGCUGGGAGUGGCUCCGUCAUUGAUCACCCUCCUGCUCUGCCUCUUCUCGUCCGUCCCCGCGGCGCUGGUCGUGCGCUUCCUCCCCGGCGCGACGCUGAAGCAUCUCUACAGCAUUGCAGCCGGAGGGGCUCUCUGCUGGGUGGCGUAUGGCGGCCUUCACGCGAGCCUCAACUUCUGGGGCCUAACCCUCGCGUCGUACGCGCUCAUGCUCGUCCUUCCUCGCAAGUGGAGCGGCUACGGCGUGCUCUUCGGCUCCUUCACCUACCUCACCUACUGUCACAUAAGCAACCUGGGAGCGGACGUGUGGAGGCAGGGAGGAGUGGACUUCACGGGCACACUCAUGGUCUUCACACUCAAGAUCGCCAGCUGUGCCAUGGACUACCAGGACGGCGCACUGCCGGAGGAUAAGGCGCAGCACCGCAUGUACAGCAACCGGCUGAAGCGGAUUCCAUCUGUAGUGGAGUUUGUGUCGUUUGUGUUCUUCCCAGGCGCCGUGCUGGUGGGGCCCGUCUUCAACUUCAAGCAGUACCAGGCGUACGCCGCUGGGCGAGGGCUAUGGUCGCCCUCUGGGGCCGUGGUGCCAAGCAAGGCAGCCGACACCAGCAAGGGGGAGGAGGGUGAUCAGGCACAGAACGGAAACGGGGAGGCGGACAGGUUGACGGGCGAGAGCAAGGGCGAGGGGAAGCUAAGUAAGAUGCCGGAGCCGCUGCCGUAUGCGGCGCAGGCGCUGGGGAAGGCGAUUAUCUGCCUGGCGAUGCACCACUUCCUGUCUCAGCACUUCAGCCCCGCCCUGCUCUUCGAACCCCGCUUCCUCACCUACGGGUUUGCAUACAAGUGGUACUGCCUGGUGAUGGCGGGUAUCUGCUUCCGCUGCUCCUACUACUUCAUCUGGAGUGUGGCAGAGGCUGCUGUGAUCCUCUCUGGAUUCGGCUUCUCCGGCUGGACCGACUCCUUCCCCUCGCGCCCAGACUGGAGCCGGGCAGAGAACGCCAAUUUCAUCAAGUGUGAGAUCACCACGAGUCUGGCGCAGAUGCCUGCCUACUGGAACAUGGGCGUCGGCACUUGGCUGCGCACAUACGUGUACGACCGCGUGACACCUCGAUCCGGCAAGCCCACCAUGUGGACGCUCGUUUUCACUCAAGUCGUCUCCGCGCUCUGGCAUGGUCUACACCCGGGCUAUUACCUCUUCUUUGUCAACGCCGCCAUCGGCCAACACACCUCCAAGCAGGUGUUCCGGCACACGGCAGCAGCGUUCCCAAAGCCGUCAGCAGCAGUGAAGGUCACCAUCGACGUGCUGCAGGCCAUCUUCAAGCAGCUUAUCGUGAACUACUCCAACGCUGGCUUCCUGGUGCUGCAAUCGGGGCAGACCAUCGCGGUGUGGCGAUCGCUCUUCUUUAUGGGCACCAUCGUCCCCAUUCUUCUCAACGUGCUGCUCUCACUCAUGCCCCACAUCCCUCUUGCGUCCCAUCCCCCCCUCCCAGGUGCUGCAAUGGGGGCAGACCAUCGCGGUGUGGCGGUCGCUCUUCUUCAUGGGCACCAUCGUCCCCAUCCUUCUCAACGUGCUGCUUUCCGUCAUUCCCACUCGUUCCCGGCGCCACAAGAAGGCCGAGUGAUCUCUGAUCGAAAUGCGCUGCCGCUCUCACUCGUGCGCAUGCGCUCCCGGGCUCCUGGCUCAACAAUAUGCGCCAUGUUGUCGCGCCAUCUCGGUCGCAAGGCCGCGGAUCUCGGGAUCGCGCGGUCCCCGGCGCUGCUGCGAUCGAUCGCAACCGUUCCUAUCGCCGACCGCCAUGCGAUCCUGUCGCCGCCGUCCCUCACGCCCGUUCCGUCCUCCAUUGCCGAUUCGCCUGCAGCGAUCACAUCCCCUCCCCACUUCAGCUUCUCCCGAGGCUUCGCAGCAGAUGCAGCACUCACCACGGCGCCGCCCAUCACCCCUACAGAGCUCGCACUCAAGACCCCCUCCGCCACCAUCACCUACGACCAGACCAUUCAUGAGCGCCUGCCGCCCGGCGACCCGUCCAAGCGUGCCUUCACCUACCUCGUCCUCACCGGCGGCCGAUUCAUCUACGCCUCUGCUCUCCGCCUGCUCGUGCUGAAAUUCAUCCUCAGCAUGAGUGCUAGUAAGGAUGUGCUUGCGUUGGCUUCUCUCGAAGUGGACCUUGGGAACAUCGAGUAUGGUAACACAGUUACCGUGAAGUGGCGCGGGAAGCCGGUGUUCAUCCGCCGCCGCACGCCUGCUGACGUGGCCAAGGCCAAUGAUGUGAACCUCGCGGAGCUUCGGGACCCCGAGCCUGAUUCGGUCCGGGCGCCGAACCCAGAGUGGCUGGUUGUGAUUGGCGUGUGCACGCAUCUGGGGUGCGUGCCGCUGCCGAAUGCGGGGGAUUAUGGCGGCUGGUUCUGCCCGUGCCACGGGUCGCACUAUGACAUCUCGGGGCGUAUUCGCAAGGGCCCGGCUCCCACCAACCUGGAAGUGCCGAGUUACAAGUUUUUGGAUGAAACCAAGGUGCUGGUCGGCUGA